UUGUUUUUUUAACAAUCACUUUCUAAACACCAUCAUGAUCCCAGUUAAAGCUGGUCUCUACAUUGGCUCUGUGUUAGAUCUUAAGGAUCCUGAAGCUCUAACCCUCAAAGGAAUCACUCACAUCCUCAGUGUAGACUCUGAACAACCACAGCUGUCUGGGUUUCACGCCAAAUAUGUCCAUGCACUGGACGACUCAUCCACAGACCUCCUUAGCAAGCUAGAGAGCUGCAUUGAAUUUAUCAGCGAUGCCCUAAAUGCAUCUUCCUCCUCUUCAGAACCACCAGCAUCCACAUCAUCUGUUCUUGUUCACUGUCAUGCAGGUCAGAGUCGGAGUGCUGCAAUCAUCACUGCUUAUUUAAUGAAGACACAGAAGCUGAGUGUACAGGAGGCAUAUUCCAAACUCCAGCACGUCAAACCAGAUGUCAAGAUGAAUGAGGAGUUUCUUAAUCAGUUGAUGCUUUAUGAAGCCAUGAACUGUCAGGUAGACACCAGCAGUGUCUUAUACAAGCAGUUCAGAUUGAAGAAGGUUACUGAGAAAUAUCCAGAGCUUCAAAAUCUUCCCAGAGAUGUAUUCGCAGUCGACCCUGCACAAAGCCACAGCACUGAGGCCAUCUACAGAUGCAGAAAGUGCAGACGCACACUGUUCCGCCAUUCCAGCAUCCUCACUCACUGUGUAGGCACUGGAGCGGCUGCUUUCACACAUAAGAGGGCAAGCGGAGGACAAAUUGCGGGUAAUCAGAACCAGUGCACGUCGUACUUCAUAGAGCCAGUGCAGUGGAUGGAGGAGGCACUACUCGGGGUCAUGGAUGGACAGCUCCUGUGUCCUAAGUGCAGCUCUAAGCUUGGUUCUUUUAACUGGUACGGGGAGCAGUGUUCGUGUGGCCGCUGGGUGACGCCUGCCUUCCAAAUGCACAAGAACAGAGUGGAUGAAAUCAAACACAUAAAUGUAGCAGCACUUAAAUGACACCAGCAAAUGGCCAAUCACACAAAUAAAGACAUAUACUGUUUAA
This is a messenger RNA of Clarias gariepinus (North African catfish), 1010 nucleotides long. It is a transcript of the gene dusp12, whose product is annotated as dual specificity phosphatase 12. Gene Ontology annotation, molecular function: protein tyrosine/serine/threonine phosphatase activity. The transcript has 6 exons. The record is from RefSeq and is a predicted model, not a curated record. Lineage: Eukaryota; Metazoa; Chordata; Actinopteri; Siluriformes; Clariidae. Gene Ontology annotation, cellular component: nucleus. Gene Ontology annotation, biological process: protein dephosphorylation. The coding region runs from base 35 to 964 and encodes 309 amino acids.